AAAGAAGCGAGGAGAGGCUCCAGGAGGAAAAGAGAAGAAAGGAGGAUAUUUCACUGUGAAAAAAGAAAAGGGGGGGGACGAAGCGAGCUCGGAGGCUCAUUAGCAGCGGCUCCAUGGCUCAGUCGGCUGCUAACGGUGUGGACCAGGAUCUGGCUAGCAAGAGGCUGCACUCAAGGAUGGAGGCCUCCUGCUUGGAGCUGGCCUUGGAAGGAGAGCGACUGUGCAAGGCCGGGGACUUCAAAGGGGGGACAGCGUUUUUCGAAGCAGCCGUGCAGGUCGGCACAGAAGACCUGAAGACACUCAGUGCCAUCUACAGCCAGCUGGGCAAUGCCUACUUCUACCUCAAGGAGUACGGAAAAGCCCUGGAAUACCACAAGCACGACCUUACCUUGGCCAGAACAAUAGGAGACAGAAUCGGAGAAGGGAAAGCCAGCGGUAACCUUGGUAACACGUUAAAAGUGCUGGGGCGCUUCGACGAGGCUGUUGUCUGCUGCCAAAGACAUCUGGAUAUUUCUCAAGAGCAGGGUGACAAGGUUGGAGAGGCCAGAGCGCUGUAUAACAUUGGGAACGUAUUUCACGCAAAGGGCAAGCAGCAGCUGUGGGGCUGCACCCAGGAACCAGGGGACCUGCCUCCUGAUGUCAGAGACACACUGCAAAGGGCUACUGGCUUUUAUGAGAUGAACCUGUGUUUGGUCAAAGAGCUUGGUGACCGAGCAGCUCAGGGGAGGGCCUACGGGAACCUGGGCAACACCCACUACCUGCUGGGUAACUUUGUUGAAGCUAUCAAGUUCCACCGUCAGCGGUUAUCCAUUGCCAAAGAAUUUGGGGACAAAGCUGCUGAACGGCGAGCCUACAGUAACCUGGGAAAUGCCCUGAUAUUCCUGGGACAGUUCAACACUGCCACCGAGUACUACAGGAAAACUCUGCAACUGUCCAGGCAACUUAGAGACCAGGUGAUGGAGGCUCAGGCCUGUUACAGUCUGGGAAACACCUACACGCUUUUGCAACAGUAUGAGAGGGCCAUAGACUACCACCUGAAACACCUGUACAUCGCCCAGGAGCUCACUGAUAGGGUUGGUGAGGGUCGUGCCUGCUGGAGUCUCGGAAAUGCGUACGUGUCAUUAGGGAACCACAAACAAGCCCUCCACUAUGCCCGGAAACACCUGGACAUCUCGAAAGAAAUUGGAGACAGAAAUGGGGAACUGACAGCCAGAAUGAAUGUGGAGCAGCUGAUGGAGGCCCUGGGGGUCAACGAGAGCGACCUCUCGCCUUCCAGUUCAGAGUUUGAGAUGCAAGGAGCAAGACCCAAAUUCACCAAGAGAAACAGCAUGGACAGCGUAGAGCUGUGGAAGUACUCCUCAGAUAAGAAUGGUGAGAACCAAGACUUGGAGAGCAUACCCAGGAGAUCCAAGAGUCAGCUGUCACAGCCCGGUAAGAGAAAAGGCUACUCUGACAGUCAGUCGUCAGAUGAAAGGCCGUGGUUGGACUCUCCCGUCGACACCGAUGACAUCACUGUGCAAGUCCCGCCUCCAGUGCCAGUGAGUCGCUGUAGCUUUACGGUUUUAUUAACUCUGACACAGGUAUAUGCCUUAUAUCCACAUUGCUGCAUUUCGAACACAGUCAUAAGCAACUAUCUCAGUUCAAACACAACUUGGAUUGAUAAAACCAUAAGCAAAAACAUCAGAAAAUCUAACCUUUGCCUCUGUUUCUUUGUAUAUUUUGCUUACAAUACAAAAAAAAGUGCUUUUAACUGCUCAACCUCCAAAUUGAAUUUCACACCACAGAGUGUUUAACAGCCAAUAUUUAGUUCACACACCAUGUAUCUCAAAUAUACC
Stegastes partitus (bicolor damselfish) is the source of this 1835-nucleotide messenger RNA. It is a transcript of the gene gpsm1b, whose product is annotated as G protein signaling modulator 1b. The record is from RefSeq and is a predicted model, not a curated record. Gene Ontology annotation, molecular function: G-protein alpha-subunit binding; GDP-dissociation inhibitor activity. Gene Ontology annotation, cellular component: cell cortex. Gene Ontology annotation, biological process: establishment of mitotic spindle orientation. Lineage: Eukaryota; Metazoa; Chordata; Actinopteri; Pomacentridae. The coding region runs from base 114 to 1793 and encodes 559 amino acids. The transcript has 11 exons.